Messenger RNA from Lachnellula hyalina, 2820 nucleotides. RefSeq names its product putative serine/threonine-protein kinase (gene YPL150W). Gene Ontology annotation, cellular component: cytoplasm. Gene Ontology annotation, molecular function: ATP binding; protein serine/threonine kinase activity. Gene Ontology annotation, biological process: intracellular signal transduction; protein phosphorylation. The transcript is spliced from 8 exons. NCBI's taxonomy places the organism in Eukaryota, Fungi, Ascomycota, Leotiomycetes, Helotiales, Lachnaceae. Bases 1 to 2820 code for a protein of 939 amino acids. The record is from RefSeq and is a predicted model, not a curated record.
AUGGCGGGCUUUGGUAUACGUGCGAACUCCAAACCCCAACAUUUCUUGGCUGCUGCGUUUCAAAUCUAUGCCAUAAAGAUGGAUGUCCGGCAGAAGAUUUACGGGCUGCCGGAAUGGGUACUGCCAGCAGACCCGAUUCUUCAACAAAUGAUGGCUCAUACUGGCCAAAUGUGGUUUGCAGUUCAGGCCUCUGCUGCCUUCAAAACACCCCCCUCUCAGGUGUCAUCGAGCUCCGAAACCAAAUCAGCUUUGUCAGCUUCAUCAUCAACUUCAGCAAUUUCAUCCGCCACAUUAACCUCUACGCCUGCAUCUUCUUCGUCUGCCUCAUCAACUUCUACAACAACUUCUGCGAACACAGCGGCUCCUCAAGUAAGUCUGACUGCGGAACAGCACAACACUGUCCCUACCGGAGCAAUUGCUGAAGGGGCCCUCGCUGGUGGACCUGCCUUGAUUCUUAUCGCCAUACUUGCCAAUUCAUACCAUGAGCUACUGGAAGAGUUCUCGUCGAAAGAUUUGCGAUCAGUUGGGAACUAUACACUUGGGCGUUUAAUUGGGAAAGGAUCAUUUGGCAAGGUGUAUUUGGCAAAUCAUAAGCUCACGAAUGGUUCCAAAGUUGUUCUGAAAUCUGCGAACAAAGAUGACUCGAAUUUGGCCCGCGAAAUCCACCACCAUCGGCAAUUCCUACAUCCUCAUAUCGCCCGGCUAUACGAAGUUAUUGUAACGGAGAACUUGGUGUGGUUGGUGUUGGAAUACUGCCCAGGAGAUGAACUGUACAACUAUUUAUUGAAAAAUGGGCCGCUUCCGGUAGAGAAGGUGCAAAAGAUAUUUACACAAUUAGUCGGAGCAGUCUCAUACGUCCAUAACUCGUCCUGCGUUCACCGAGAUCUCAAGCUGGAAAAUAUCCUCCUCGACAAGCACGAAAAUGUUAAGCUGGUUGACUUCGGGUUUACAAGGGAAUAUGAGGGCAAGGCCAGCUAUCUCCAGACAUUCUGCGGUACUGUCUGUUACAGUGCCCCGGAAAUGCUGAAAGGAGAGAAAUAUGCCGGCGAGAAGGUUGAUGUUUGGAGUUUAGGGGUCAUUUUAUAUGCUCUUCUGUGCGGAGAGCUACCUUUCGACGACGACGAUGACAAUAUAACAAGGACCAAAAUUCUCAGUAGCGAACCAAAAUGGGCAGAGCACCUUACCCCAGAUGCCAUGUCUUUGUUGGGCCUCCUACUCUCGAAAAGGCCCCUUCUCCGCCCAGCAUUGUCGGAUAUCUUGACUCAUCCGUUCCUAGCUGAGCAUGCACCUCAGCAGCAAGCCAUCUUAAAGCUUCAACAGCCAGCACCUUUUGCGACGCCCCUGGAAAAAGAGACCUUGGAGCGAAUGCGUAGUGCUGGGGUCGAUAUUGACAAAGUGAUCGAGAACGUUUUGGCUCAGCGGUGUGAUGCUUUAGCUGGUUGGUGGUCUCUUCUGAUUGAGAAGGAGGAGCGAAAACAAGCUCGCAGGGAACGAAAACGCAGAGAAAGAGAAGCGGAAAUUAGAGCUUCACGGAGAUUGAGUGGUGCCAGUAGCCGGCUGGAGAGGCUGGCGCCUACGUUGCAGGGUGUUGACGAAGAAGGUCAGAUGAUCAAGUUGUCUGAUCCGCCUAGGAGUAGAGGAAGAAAAGACAGACGUAGUGCGCAUUACCCGGAACUUGUACUUACAGAUCUUCCUGGAUUACCCGAACAUUCGCAGCUAGACUCACCAGGCAUUAGGACGCCUCCUCCGCCGAUAGAAAAAGAUUCGAUACGUUCAGCAAGCUCGUCGCGACAUCGACGGCCUAUCCCCCCACCGAAAGAGGGAACUCUUCGUGGAGCUAGGUCACGGGGAAGUACGCUUCAAUUAGUCACAUCCAACCCUGACUUAUUAUCUCCACAUACCAAUGGUACAGUAAUAAGACCUCAGCGGAGGAGGCACCAGCAUGCUUUCAUUAAUCAGCUGGCUCAUUGGAAACAUUGGAUCUUGGAUAAUGCCAAACGUGCAAAGUCUCCUGGGAAGAAAACGAGUCGUUCAACACCAGACCUUACUCACAAGUCAAACGGCAGCUCGAGAACGGGCACCAAAGAUCCCAGUCCUCGACCUGCGACCUCAAAAACUCCACCUAGACCCUUGCUACAACCUGGACCACAAUCGCAGCCCGUGUUGAAUCGAACAUAUGUCACGCCCACAAAUAAACGACACUCCGUAUCCCCCGCGCCCCAAACCCCACGCUCCACCUUCCGUCGCUCCAGCACCGGCCUGCGCGGCAGAAAAUCAACCUCCUCAUCCGUCUCCUCGGUCCGUACCAUCCACCACCACCAUCAUUCGCACUCCAAAGCCUCAUCCACCUCCUCCAACGGCUCGGGCUCCAUGUCCAAAGUCUCCCUACCCACCCGCAGUCCGCACCACUCCGUCAAAGUCCUCCCCGCCACGCCCACCACCAGCGCCUUCCCCACCAACAUCCGCGUCGUGCGCCAACCCCCAAUAUCCACUUUCAACGAAGGUAUAUCGUGGGGUAACAACGGCCCCUCUUCAAACGGCUUAGUCUUCGCUAAGCGCAAGAAAAACCUCUUCAAAGGCCCCUCGCUUAACACCUCUUCCCCGACCCCUGAGCGUAGCAGAACUGGCAGCCACAGUCGCAGCGCUAGUCAGGUGGGCAGGAGGAGCGGCGAGAUUAUCGAAGAGGAGGACGAGGAUGACAUUGAAGAGGUUGAGGCCUUUUCUCCGCUCACUGGGCCCGGGGAGGUGGAAGAGGCGAUUUUUACGCCGGGGGAAGACACCACCAUCGGUGAGACGCCGAAAGUUGAAUCGAGUAAUUAA